AGUCGAAUCGCUUUGUCAGUAAAGACUCCUCAUGUUUCGUGAUAUUGAUUUUCAGCAGUUUCGAGACUCUUCACAUCUGGCAGAGAAAUAAAAGGUCCCGUUAUUGUUUUUCCCCUCUCGCUUUUCACCGAAGAAGCAGCUCAUCAAGCAAAGUGACAAGUGGAUGAUAAAAGACUUGGUUAGCGCAAUUCCUUAUCCACCCUUGGUCCGCGUUCCCUUGUCCCUUGUCUCGUCCCAUCUAAAGUGUCAACAGGCUGUUUUCUUCUUGCAGUCACUGGCUGUCUGUGUAUGGAGUUGAUUUGGAGUUAGUUUUAUCAUGUCCAGGUUGAGGGGCCACGGCCUGAAAACUCCGCAUCAUUCAUUGAUUCUCAAUUUCCCACGAUGAAACCGAGGCCGGCCUUCAAACGAAGUCUUGUUGACAAGCUUGUGUCAGUUUUCGCCAAUGAGAAACUUCACUGGCACCCCAGGCACGAUCAACUCAGCGCCACGUAUCUGUGGCUGCUGUUGUAAGUUGCCCAUCAGGGAGGGCAUGGCUUAUUAGCUUGAGAUUCACCUUAGCGGCAUAGAAAUAUUCAGGUCUACGACCCAGAGAGGUUACAUGGCUGUGUAGGUAUCAUUCCCUGCGAUUUGAAUAUUCUGUUGUUGGCUUCCAACUACCAUGUUACGGGCGAGAGGAGAGAACAUUGAGAGGCUGGAUGAUUUCAGGAUCUUCGAACCCUAUCUAUGACCAUCAAUUUAGUGCCGCGGCUAGGAGUGGCUUUCUUUUGCCUUUGCUGUUGGCAGCUCUGUGGUUGACCAGCCUCUCAUACUCUUAUCACGAGGGCUCUUGUUGCUGGCAUUCGCUGAGCUAGGAGGGAGCGCGGAGGUUGCCCAGGCUUGCAGAAUUCUGGACUCUUUUAGCGCCCCUGCAGCCACACGCGGAUGGCUAACGUUACUAGCCACCUUUUAACUUCUCCUCUCCUCAACUGCUGCCAAGGUAGCCGUUCAGGCGUUGUCAUCGAGCUACGCGUACAGUGUAUGAUAAGAAUAGAUUUGAGUUGGACUGGCUCUUACGCGGCUAAAACCAAUGGCUUCAAGUUUGUUCCAGUUCAUGUCUGCCGAUAUUCCGCAAGAGCAGUACUCCUUUUCUAAGGCACAACAUGGUGCCGUUUUUUCCGUCUCCAUCAGAGAGUAAUCACGGUCUUAUAUGAGUAUCUCGUUGCAUUCCCUAGCAGCUCGGCACGAUUUUCCGAGUUCCAGGUGGUUUUCUGUCAUAUCUAAGACAACACAUUCAUUCGUCAUCAUGGAAUAUUCAUAAACAACACCAACUUUCGAGUCUUCGGUUUUCAUAUGGUUCAACUGGGCUCCUUGUCGCCCCUUUUUCUGGAAAACUCGGAGCUCGCCUUGGGCUAGAGGGAUGUUCGUUUCUGUUGUUAGAUAAAUUCCAUUGAAUCUUUGGGUUUUGAUGUCGAAAUUGAGUACUGUCAUAGUCUAUCAGCUGUGUCGUCAAUGAUACACCUAAGCCCAUCGCCCAACUGUUCCUGGUCUAAGAGUGGAACUCUUCCAUUGUUCAGCUUGGAUGUUUUAAGAUUAUAUAAAAUCAAAGGUCAGACAAGGCAGGAGAUGGCGUUUCUAUCAAUCGGAGAGGACAUACCGAUAUCUUACGUUCAGAUGGAUGCGGGUAGCUGGAUCCAGGGUAGUUGACUUCAUUAGUACUCCACCAAAAUGCGAAGCUCGGAAUCAGUGGGGGUGGAGAGCUCCCCGUCAAGUAACACGGUCGGGUCCCUGCAUGAUGAUCUCAGCUCCUGAACUCCAUUGGUUAAUAGCCCAACCUAACAACUCCAACUUCAACUACCUACCUGGGUACUCACGGCCCUUAGGACCUGUGUCUGCCCGUCAAUCAAAAGCUCUCUGCCCUACGAUACAGGUUUUAUGAGUUAUGUUCCGACAAAAAUAAGGGCCUUUGUUUCUCUUCCAUGCAACUCUCGAAUGAAAUCUGAAGCCGCACAGCAGCGCUCGAUGCACACCAACUGCUGCUGACCCCUCCAUUUCCUCUCCUUCCCACAAUCAGCCAACUCCAUCAGCAGAACCAUAAAGACAUUGCCUAUCAUGAAUCGCCUACCACGCGAACUAAUCGAUGCGAUACUUCAGCAAUGUAUUGAAUAUGGCCCCAAGAAUGCAGUCCUCGAUCUUCGGCUCGUUUGCCGCGUCUUUGACCAGAUCCUUAAGCCGUUCGCAUGCCGGACUCUGGACCUGGAAUUCUCGCGCCUGAGCAAGACCAGCGGUAUAGAACACCCACAAAUAGACGCACUCCAGACGAUAGGAUAUCAUUGCAAGAGCCUCUACAUUGACCUGAUGGUUCUGAGAGAUGACCUGGAAGUCGAGUUCCUUGACACCGUAUUUGCACGAGUCCCGUCCAUGGCGGACUUUUGUCAAACACUACACAAAAAAUACUGCAUGAAUGAAACAUCUUUCACGGAGACGGAUUACUAUCAGAAGGUCGAGGAAAUGCUAUUCUACUGCCGUGACGUUGACCGUCUACGACUUAACCUCCCCUUCCAGCUCGUCGGCCGCCAUUGUAACGCCGCCACAAUGAUCCUGGCCAACACACUGAAAGCCUUUGCGCAGCGACCCGAGGAAGACUCAGCGAAGCUCAAUACACUCGUCGUAGAGAAUGUGACCGAUGUAGCCAUACGCCACCUCUGGAUGAACCCGAUCGACGUGAUGAACAUCAUGAAAGUCUUGGAGGUGCUGGAACACCUCGUCUUGACGUUACGGCGACACGAGAACGAGCCCAUAACCGUGGGAUUAUUCGGAUCCUGCCUUUGGAACCUUGUCGAGAACGCGGGAGAGCUCAAGAGUCUCUGCUUGAUAGGGAUGGACCACGACGAUCGCCCACCACGAGGGUUAAAACAGACGAAAUUCUGGCAGAUGCCUGUUGACGAGUGGCGCGCAAAGUCAUUACCGGCGCCUAACGUCAUACACUCUAACCUCACAUGUUUGGAGCUCAAACGGAUCGAGUUGUGCCCAGAGGUAUUUGUCCGUACUGCGGAAAAUUUUGGGACCACACUUCGAGAGCUUUAUUUGAACGAAGUAUAUCUUAAGGUUGAGCAAUCGCGCGACUGGAACGAGGAUUCUAAGAAAAUCCUUUGGGUCGGCAUGCCCAACCAACGGCCAGGGGAUGACUGCCAUUGGAUUGCUAUGGCGCUGAGAUGUGCAACACCACAUCUGAGAAUCUGCCGAGCAUCUUUCCUGGCUUAUGAUCACUACAUGCUCGAAGAAAUGCCCACACAGCCAGAGUUUGACCUUAUUGACCCCUGUGGUCUUGGUCGAAGCAUCUCUCAACGCUUUGUUGAAGUGGUCAUGGGAAUCCGCCAACCUACGGCUCUUACUAAAGAUGCAGUUGAAUACCUUCCUGCGGACGCUCUGUUCGACAGUCUUCUGAACAACCUACUCCCACGGAAUCGUGCCCUGAGAGUGGUUGAAUACGAUACUAAUGCGUACCAGACGGCUGUUGCCAACUCAACGUCAGAGUGGCAACGCAGCAUCGAUGGCGUGUUCCCAAAUUGCAACUCCAACACUCUCGAUGAAUUACAUUUUAUCGCUGAGACGGCAUGUGAAGGCAUGAGUGAGAUACAUCGGCGUCGCAACGAGUGGUCUGCCGAGAAUAGUAUGGCAAACGAGUUCACGGAAAACUUGUUUAAUAUCCCACCUUCUGACGACGAACAUAUUUAAUGACGAUUCGGGGUCACCUACUUCACGACGAGAUAUCACGACCCAUUGGUUAUAGACAACUUCGAGAAAUCGAAAUAAUAUUCUUCAGGUAGCUUGUCAUUCAAGCCUCAAUAACAAAGAGAUGCGAUUUGCAUCAGUUUUGACCAUAGCCGCUGUAUAAAUGCCAACCCAGGGGGGCCUUGAAUGAAGCACGCCCCUAUCUUUUUUAUUUGCUUUUGGAGCAUCUUUAAACAAAGGAAAUAAUUCUCAUAACAUGUCAUCAUAGAUCAUCUUCUUCUAAAUAAAGGAUAAACCGAGUGGGAAAAACCAUUAGGACAUGGGCCUAGGAGCCGUUGAUGCCAUUUCCGUUGCCGUUGAAACCAUUGGUCUUGGCCGCGGAUGUAGCCUUCUCGAGGGCCUGGAGAACGUCAUUGGUAAGGUCCUGGGCGUCCUCAACACCGCAGCUGAUGCGGACAAGGUCGUCGAAAAUACCGACAGCCUCACGCUGAUCUCGAGGGAUACCGGCAUGAGUCAUGCUGCUGGGAACUUCGACCAGACUCUCAACACCACCAAGACUCUCAGCGAGAGUGAAGAUCUUCGUCACCUGGCAGAAACGCUCAGCGGCAGCGUGACCACCCUGGAUGCGGAAUGAGAGCAUGCCGCCACCCAGACCAUCACGAUGCUGCUUCUUGGCGAUAUGUCGGUGAGGGUGAGAGUCAAGACCGGGGUAGUUGACGGCAAUGACCAGAGGAGAAGCCUCGAGAGCUCGGGCUACAGCGUCAGCGUUGCGGCUGGCCUCACGAGCUCGCAGAUGCAGAGUCUUCAGACCACGGUGAGCAAGCCAGGAGUCAAAUGCUGAGGGUACAGCGCCAAUGGCGUUCUGAAGGAAGCUCAGACGGUUCUUGAGCUCGUCGCUGUUGAAAGCAGCAACACCCAUGACCACAUCACUGUGACCGUUGAUAUACUUGGUGACACUGUGGACAACGAUGUCGGCACCGAAAUCGAGCGGGUUCUGGACGUAAGGGGAGAGGAAAGUGUUGUCAACAACGACGAGGACACCGUGCUUGUGGGCUUCAGAAACAACAGCUCGGACAUCGACAAGGCGCAGGGUAGGGUUGCUAGGACUCUCGAUCCAGAUCAGACGGGUAUCGGGGGUAAUGUGCUCGCUGAUAUCGACCUCGAUCUCUGGUGUGAAGGUCACCUUGACGCCGUGGGCCUUUGCGACCUGAGUGAAGUAUCGGUGGGUACCUCCGUAGACAUCGGAGACGGAGAUGACAUGGCUGCCGGCAGCGAGACUCUGGAGGAUAGUGGCGGUGGUGGCGGAACCGGAGGAGAAAGCGAGGGCGUACUUGGCGUGCUCGAGAGCAGCAACAGCGGUCUCGAAGUUGGUACGGUUGGGAUUGGAGGAUCGGGAGUACUCAUACUCGCCAACGGGCUUGCCAACGGCGGACUGAGCAAAUGUAGUCGACAGAGAGAUGGACUCAAUCACGGCGCCGGUAGCGGGGUCAUGUGGAGCGCCGGCGUGGACGGCGAGAGUACCGAAGCUGUGGACGGGGGACGGAGGGCGAGGUGGGGUGGCCACAGGGUCCGAGUUGAGAGGAGCAGCCGACAUUGUAGCUGAGGAUUGACUGAGGGUGUGAAAGAGAGAGGAGAGGGGUAUAAUUGAGCCUCGAUAAGGUCUAUACGAGGUAGAAGAAAAGCUGAAGAAAGUUGGCGAGUUGAGGUGAAGUAAGGAAGAGGUUGAGGUGGGAUGGAUGUGGUGACAGAGACGUUAAUAUAGAUAUAAACUCUGGGCUCUAGCGACAAGCAAGUGGAGGUCCAGGCGGGGCUGAAGGGUAAAAAAAAGAGGGAAAAAAGCCUUUCUUCCCUUGUUCCUGUGUUGCCCUGGUCUGUUGUGUAAUGUAAUAGGUAUGGGGAACGUGAGAGGGGACCCUUUUUAUAUCAGAGCUAGGUACCUUAGCUACUGUAUGCAAUCCUGCUGCGCCAAGUUACAGAGAAACAAAGGGAAGCCUCGGUUUGACGCGAUCCAGGGUCGAGAUGAUGCGCAAAAGGCGGAGGGCGUAGAGUUUAGUCCUGAAGGAGCAAUGUCGUGUCGUCGAUAAUAAAACAGACAGAAAGUCUCAGAGGUCUAGAGCAGGUGGGUUUGAAACCUUGACGAUCACGUCACAGCAGCCUCUUGAGCAAGGGAUCGAGAGUUUUAAGAGUCAAAAAGACAAUGAUGAGAUGUCAACUUGUCGGGGAAAUUGACUCAAUAUAUUAAUAAUUUAUGGUUCAGAGAG
Messenger RNA from Fusarium odoratissimum NRRL 54006, 5972 nucleotides. RefSeq lists its product as uncharacterized. The transcript is spliced from 3 exons. Lineage: Eukaryota; Fungi; Ascomycota; Sordariomycetes; Hypocreales; Nectriaceae. The record is from RefSeq and is a predicted model, not a curated record. The coding region runs from base 2089 to 3714 and encodes 541 amino acids.